CACUCGUCAGUUGCCAUGGCGACUGACAUGGCGGAGGCGUUUCUCGCAGCAGCCUGUGCAGCAGCCGUGAGAAGGGCAUGAAGCUGCCCCCAGCAUCAUCGAUGCCCGAGCAGUGGGAACCGACGAAAAGCAGCAAAUACGGCGUCGUGGUAGUUCCGUUUGCUGGUGACACCACAAAGCAUGGCCUGUCGCUCUCACUCGGUCAGCCAGUGCACAUCUUGGAGCAGUGUGGCGGCUGGUACAGGGGCCACCGCAUUGGUGACAAGGUCCAAAAAGGCAUCUUCCCAGCAUCCCACAUUGCACUCAAAGCCUGCCAUGUCACCAAUCAAGGACCGUACGAGACAGUGGAGCCAGCUGAAGGAGCCACAGCACGUGAAGUGGCCAGUGUGCUGCGAGAAUGGCACCCACUCUGGAAGAAGCUUUACUUGGAGCGUGACGUGGAGCGGUUCACGGCCCUGCGACAGGCCAUGUCGGACUUGGUCGAGUGGCGGAGGCAGUUGUUGUCGGCUGCACUGACCCAGGACCAGGAGCGGUCCUUGUGCCUCCGAGCGGCAGCACGCAUCGACUGGGGCAACAGACUCCUGGGCCUGUCCCUGGUGCCCCGAACCGAGGGAGGUGCUGUGGCCGAUCCCGAUCGGCUGGGGCCAGUCGAGCUGUAUAGGGUGCAUGUGACGAGUGCCACAGCAGAAGCGGAUUUGCGACCUCUGCAGCAGCAGCAGCCAACUCAUGCAGGUCCACACCUUCGGCUGUCCUUACGUCAUGCAAGCUCCAGCAGCCUGGAGCUUCAUUUUGCUCUGUAUGAUGCCCAGGCAGGACAAUUCUUCAGUGAGAACUUUCUUGUGAAGAGUGCCAAGUGUGGCCAGUCAAGCUUUUUGGCCAGCCAUGCGGCCGUAUUCAUGGACGUCUACCGGCCAGAAGACCAGCAACUCCAUCUGGUUGUGCGUGUCAUCAGGACAGGUCGUCUGCUGGGGGACAAGGGAUCUGGUGACCACGAAGAGCUACCGAGGCCAUUAGCCUGCGGUGUCAUUGAUCUGGCAACCCUACCGUGGGAUGUGGGUGGCGAGACUGAGCACGCCGUUCGACUAGUCACAUGCAAUGAGGCAGACUUCCACCAGUUGCACGAAUUGAUCAUCCGCAAGAUGGGCCACAAGAUGGCGCCCCUGCAGCCCAGUCUAGGACUGAGUGUGUGCCUGCGACCAGUCUGUGAUUCAGAAGAAGAGGGCACGCCUGUUGUGCGCAUGAGGGGUUUUCCAGAAGUGAUCAUGCCAGGAGAUGUGCGCAAUGACCUCUACCUGACCCUGGACAGAGCUGACCUUGCAGGCCCCGCCAAAAACAUAGAGGCUCGUCUUAUGCUGGUGGCCGCAGAUGGACGCAUCCUUCAGGACUGCCUGAGUGGUGGCGUGGGCCAGCUGGAACCAUCGUGUGAGUGGCGCUCUCUGGUGUUGUGCCGCACGUGCACCCCUCGGUGGGGCGAGGCGGUGCACGUGCGGCUGCCCUUGGAACCCCUGGAAGGGGCGCACGUGCGCGUGGAGCUGCGCCACUGCUCGGCACGCAGUGGACGCGAGCCACGACUGCUCGCCUGUGCCCUGCUGCCCCUGCUGCAGCGGGGCACCGUGCUGCCCAAUGGCUCCCACGAGCUGCCUGUCCUUCGAGCAGACCCGCCGGGAGGAGCCCAGGCUCGCCACGAGGCCCUGCACCUCACCACCUUGCUCAUCUCCACCAAGCUCACCCAAAACAGAGACCUCCUGGCAUUGUUGCGCUGGAAGGAGCAGCCUGAUGAUGUGCCACAGGCACUGCUCGGCCUUGCCAAACUGGAUGGCGAGGAAAUUGUCAAGUUUCUUCAAGACAUCUUGGAUGCACUGUUCUCCAUGUUCUCAACAACUGACGGCAACUCAACUCCUUACUCGGGCCUGGUCUUCAAGACAUUGGUGUAUAUACUCAGUCUGCUGGAGAGUCCCAAGUUUGAACACUUCAAGCCAGUCUUGGAUGCUUACAUCAAGGGACACUUUGCAGCAGCCCUCGUCUACAAGGGCCUGCUGCGAUGCGUGGCACAUUGUGCGGAGCUGGCCAGCGAUCCCGGAGAUGAGGCCGCCUCUGUGGAGCACUGCUUCGCGUCACUCGAGGCAGUCAUGCAGUUUGUGGUGCAAUCGCGCCUCCUGCUCAGCCGUGCGACCGGCACCGACCCGAGUGAUGGCUUCUGGGCUGACCUGCAGCCCAUGUUGGCAGCGUGUGAGCGCAUGCUCGCAGUGGGGGCCUCGGGCCUUCCCACCCUGGCACAGGUGUCCUUGGUGCGCAGCUUGGGAGGGUUGCUGACACACCUGCGGGAUGUGCUUCCCUUGUCGGCCGUGGUAAGAGUGGCUGAGCGGUGCCUUGCAUGGCUGCCCGCCCGACCGCACCCUCUGCUGGCCCAAGCACGUCUACACGCGAUAGAGCAGACCAUCAGUACACUCCUGUGGGAUCCCACUGACCAUGCCGUGACAGACGAGUGGCGGCUUCGCCUUGUAUGUGCGUGUGGAGCGGCAGUUGGGUCCCAGCUUUCUCAAGGUCGGUCAGAGGAGGCUGCCCUGUGCACCAAGGUGCUGGGUCAACUGGUGACCUGCUGCCGAUGUUGGCGCUGCUCCAGCAUUGCUGACACUAGUCCCACCACUUCUGGGCCUCUGUCGGCGAGCCUGUUGGGUGUGGUGCGGGCGCUCGGUGAGUCUCACUACGCACAACUGUGGGGCGGAGAAGGUGGCCGUGAGGGUGUGGCCUGUGCUCUGUCGGUGCUUCGGCGGCUACUGCUGGGCCCCACAUUCCCUUUCGACUGGGCUGUCAUGCGUGCACUCGCCAACCAUUUAGCCCUUGGGGCCCUGCAAGAGCUGGCGCAGCUGCUGGCAUCAAGCUUCCUGCAACCACUGGAUGUGCCUCUGUGGCUGCAGUACCUGCGGCUUGCCUCAGACUUCUUGGCACAGCCAUCUCUCCAGCUGGAGCAUCUCUCACCAACACAGAGAGCACGCCUCACUGAACGCUACGGUGACAUGCGGCUGCUGGCGGGAUUCCAGGUGCUGGCCCUUUGGGGGCGCCUGUGGGAGGAGGAAGGGGGCAAGUGCGAGCUGGUUUCGUCCCUGGUGGGGCCCCUGGUGCGAAUGACGCUGGUGCGGGAAGCCGAACUUCGGAGGGCCAUGAUGCCCCUCUUUUACGACCUCAUGGACAAGGACCUGCCUAAGGUGGAGUCUGAGCUCAUGGAGCAGCUGGACGAGUUGGUGACUGCUGGCAGUGGGGAUGAGCAGUACCAGCAGCUAUUUACUUCCAUCCUUCUGGAAGAAGUGCGAAAGAAAAACCCUUGUUGGCGUGAAAAUGGCAUUCGCUUCAUUGAGGCUGUUGGUCACCAACUUGACCGACUGCUCGACUACAGGAGCGUCAUGGACGGAGCCGAAAACCGGGACAAACGCAUGAGCUGCACGGUCAAUUUGCUGCGUUUUUACCGGGAGGAAGUGGGUCGCCAAGAGAUGUUUGUGCGCUACGUGCACAAGCUCUGCGAGCUGCACCUGCCGGCCGAGCACUUUGCCGAGGCAGCCUUCGCGCUGCGCCUGCACGCCGACCUGCUGCCCUGGGAGGAAGGAGAACACGGGCGCCUCAAGGAGCAGCUUUACCUGAGCAUGCUUCACUACUUUGACCGCGGAAAGUGCUGGGAGGAGGGCCUGCCACUGUGUAAGGAGCUUGCCAAUGUCUACGAGGGCGUGCUGUUUGACUACGAGAAGCUGAGCACCAUCCUGAGGACGCACGCCCAGUUUCUUGAGCACAUUCUGAAGGAACUGAGGCCCGAGCCUGAGUACUUUCGUGUUGGAUUCUUUGGCCUUGGCUUUCCCUCUUUCUUGCGAAACAAGGUGUUUGUGUACCGAGGCCUAGCCUAUGAGAAGGUAGGUGCCUUCAGCCAGCGACUGCAGGGGCAGUUUCCCGAGGCUCAGCUGCUGACACACAACGCUCCACUGGAUGCUGCCCUGCUGGCUUCCACUGACCAGUACAUACAGGUGUGCGGAGUGCGUCCCCUGGCAGAGCCACGUCCAGACCUGGAAGGACGACCCGAGUGUAUUCGAGCCUAUUUUCGGGUGAAUCGUGUCCGCUCGUUCCAGUUUGACCGUCCCGUCUACAGAGACGGACCACCGGACAGGGACAAUGAGUUCAAGGGUCUAUGGCUUGAGCGGACAACAUUGGAGACUGCGUCUGCUCUGCCGGGGCUGCUCCCUUGGGCCGAGGUGGUGGACCAACAGGCAGACUGGGUGCCCCCUCUGGUGCAUGCGUGCGAAGCAGUUGAGGCUAUGAGCAAUGAGCUUCGCCGUCUUGUGGCAGUACACUCUCGGGAGCCCCACCGGCCUCUAGCGCCACUGAGCAUGCGCCUAGCUGGUGCCAUUGAAGCAGCCGUCAACGGGGGCCUGGCCAAGUACCAUCAGGCCUUCCUCAGUGGAGGUGAUGCGUCAAGUGAAGGGCAAGCACGGCUGCGGUCAUUGCUGCUGGAGCAGGUGCAUGUGCUGGAAGGUGGCCUCUCUCUGCAUGGGCGGCUGGCUCCACCAGACUUGGGACCUCUGCAGAAGCGGCUCGUCGAGCGCUUGGGUCAGCUUCAGCAAGCUGUGCGUGGUGCAUCUGCGCAUGGCUCCCCACGACCAGGUUCCGCUUGUAGCAGCAGUAGAUCAUCAACAUCAUCAAGUGGACUUCUGCCUCCAACACAUGAUGAGUCAUGGGAUGGAGCAACCAGUAGCAGCUCUUCCAGCACGCUGGCCGACCAGCAGCAGCUGGAAGGAUCCACAGCUGAUGGCACGCCACCACCACUUCCACCACGAGGGCCUCCACCUUCAGAGCAGCAUGCCACCCGACCAGCGUCUGCAAACCGCAGUUCUCUCAAACCUGGAGAUUCUCUUCAGUCUUGCAAGAAUACGGAUCCUGUUAAAGAAGAGGUAGCUGACAGAAACAACAUCUCUUCCAUGGGCAGCUGUCCCACACAUGUAGAUGUGUAGUCUACAUAAUUUUUUUAUUUGUCGCUGUGUGUGGCAUGUUGGACGGUGAUACUGAGCUGUUUUAUGUAUGUUAAAAACCUCGUAAGAGAUUGAGCCAGACCUCAUUAUAAUGAAGUAGCAUCAAGACCAUAAAGUAGAUCAAUGUAUUCAAUAACAUAAGAGUAGAGAUGAAAAGCGGCUUUCAUAAAGCAGCCAUCUGACAGUCCGGCUCGCGCAUGAUAUCGAGAUACAAGAACCUGUUAUUCUAGGUCAGUGGUUCUCAAAGGGGGAUCUUCGACGCCAUUUCUAGAGAUGCGUGAAGCCAUCACCCGCUUUUUUUCACAUCUUUUUUGUUCUUUUACAUAUGCAAAUCUGUUUAAGAGUGACUGUGCCACGUAUCGAUGAACUGUCCAAAAUGAAGGGGCACGCUUGUUGGAUGUUUUUGGUAGCAAGAAAAGGCACCUGUUUCACGCUCCAGUUGUGUUAACUUACCUAUGCACCCCCCCCCCCCCCCCGCCCUCCAAAGGGUCCCCCAUUACUUCAACCAGCCCACAAGGGGUCCCCGACACAUCCAUGGCUGAAAACCACUGUUCUAGGCUUUGAACACACUGUAAAGAAGACAAUCCUUGGCUGCCUUUUUGUGGCAUCUCGAACUGCAGUUUGUACUGCGGCACAGCCAGUCAAAUGCACUUUUAUUGUGCUGUAUGACCGAAGUUUCCACAACUCUCUGAUGCUGUUGAAAAGGUGGGUGUAAAUUGUCUUUCAAUAGUCAGUUUUCAUUUUAGGCAAACUUGCGAGUUUGCAGCCUUGUGUGAACCAAGUAUACUAGUUCUGCGUUACAGCUGAUAUAUAGGGGGCUUUGGAGUUUAGGGCUUCAUUAUGAAAAGAAUGCCACGUAAAUGAAACAUGAGCAACGGAUCUUCAUAUAUAGUUCAUAAUAAAGAAUAGUUCACUAUGUCGCUGUUCGUUAUAACGAGGUUUGACUACUGCUUUUG
Messenger RNA from Rhipicephalus microplus (southern cattle tick), 5965 nucleotides. It is a transcript of the gene spg, whose product is annotated as dedicator of cytokinesis spg. Gene Ontology annotation, biological process: small GTPase-mediated signal transduction. Gene Ontology annotation, molecular function: small GTPase binding; guanyl-nucleotide exchange factor activity. Gene Ontology annotation, cellular component: cytoplasm; plasma membrane. Lineage: Eukaryota; Metazoa; Arthropoda; Arachnida; Ixodida; Ixodidae. The record is from RefSeq and is a predicted model, not a curated record.